ACCACUAAAGAAGAGGAAGUAGUAGAAAUAAAGGAAGGGAAAAAAGGGGCUAGAUUUUUUUCUUCCGCUACCGGUGGACUUUUGUCGGACCCAACCGCUCACAGCACAAAGAACAGAACAAAUAAGAGCAUUGGACAUCGAGGGAUCUGCUUACGGACCGACAAUGGCUGUGAACGUCUACUCCACCUCAGUGACCAGCGACAACUUGAGUCGCCACGAUAUGCUCGUGUGGAUCAACGACUCUCUGCAGAUGAACCUCACCAAGAUCGAGAUGUUGUGUUCGGGUGCUGCCUACUGUCAGUUCAUGGACAUGUUGUUCCCGGGCUCUCUGCCUUUGAAGAGAGUGAAAUUCGGCGCCAAACUGGAGCACGAAUACAUCCACAACUUCAAGCUCCUCCAGAUUGCCUUCAAAAAGAUGAGCAUCGACAAAAUCAUUCCAGUGGACAAGCUGGUGAAGGGCAAGUUCCAAGACAACUUUGAGUUUGUCCAGUGGUUCAAGAAGUUCUUCGACGCCAACUACUCCGAGAUCGGGUACGACCCGGUGGAGGCCAGGAAGGGCCAGGACUUGCCGCCUACGGCCAACGCCGCCACGUCUGCGCUUAACAAGACCCCGAAGAAGGCCAUCAAUCGCGCCGCUCAGAGGCCGCCAGUUGCCACGGUCGCUCCCAAGGUGGUGUCCGUCGCCGCCAGGAAGUCAGCGGGUGCCGCCGCCAACAAGGACGGGGCAGAGGUCCUCUCAGAACUGGAGGACCUGAGGUGUACCGUUCAGGACAUCGAGAAGGAGAGAGACUUUUACUUCGGGAAGCUGCGGAACAUUGAGCUGAUUUGCCAGGAGAACGAAGGUCAGGGCGAUCCCGCGCUGCAGAGGAUUGUGGAAAUCCUCUACGCCACAGAUGAGGGCUUCGAGAUCCCGGAUGCCGACGAGCCGGAGGAGUUUUAGCACCGGUAGACCGGAAGCAGUUUUUUCCCCCUGCCCCCCGUCAAACGUGGACGUCGUGAACGAUCCUCGGCGUCCUCGCUCGAGUCCUGCAUGAGCGGACCUCCGCUGCCGGCGCCGGACUCGCAACUCCUCUGGCAACAAAAAUUCUCUUCCUCCACGCCAGGAAGUAACUGAUGUUUGUAUCGCACUUGAGUGUAAGAAAAUGUUCUGCGUGUUUACUUGUAUGUACUGUACAUUUCUAAUAAUCCAAUCUCGACGACGUCCUCCGACGUUCCGACUCAGAACCGGGUUGCCCCAGUUGUUUUUCUGUCAUUUUCAUCCAGUUAGGCAGCCGCAGCCACCGUGUGCCUCUCUCCCUCCCUCCCUCUCUCCCUCUCUCUCUCCCUCUCCCUCUCCCUCUCCCCUUUUGACAUUCCCAACUGGUCCAGUUAUUUCGAAAGAAGCCACCUGUUUCACACCACGCCGGCCAUAUUUGAUUGAAUUUUUACUCUCAGCAAAUUCUGUUGUUCUUUUGGAAGCACCCUUCCCCUUUGGCAUAUGCGUGGGACUCUCGGUUUGGUCUACACUUGUACUCAAAAGUCAUAACGUGACGGAGUGAUUUCAUCUGAUCGCGAUGAGUCCGACCAGGUUCAGUGUUGUGUGGUCAUUGUACUACGUGUGUAAAGAUGUUUGUAUCUUUUGAGAUGAUUCUUCGGGUGCCCUCCAUUCAGCGAUUGGGUAAUGAAAAGGCGCAAAAGUUUUAAACGCUUGGAUCGGCCGGUCCUGCCAAAUCCUCGAGACAAGAAGCAGCCUCGUGCUUUGACGGCCUUUAACUGAGUGAAUGUUGCACACAAUCAGACGGUGCCUGCGUGUUCUUUUGCCUUCUACCUAAUAAACAGACUGUUUUGAAAUCAAUGUUUUUCCAUUCCAUGUUGUUGUUUUCUUGGAACGGGGAAACUGACUCAACAGUCUUAACUUGUUGCAUUGCGUGAUACUUGGCGAACCAAAGUAAAGUGAUCCCUUGUGUAUUCGCGGUUCACUAUUCACAAAUGUCCCAAAGCUAAUGGUGUCAAUUGGUGUCAAGGAAGUAUUGUUGACGUGAAGCUUAUCGCGGGUCCCACUCCUGCCCCCCUUUUUUUCAGUACUGUAUAUCUGAACUUGUUUAACCAGGAAACAUCUGAAUAUGAAGACAAAUAGUACUUAAGGUCCCAUACUUUACUGAACCAUUUUUUUUUCUAAAAUUUGGGAUGUAAUGUUGUCUAUGGUACUU
Phycodurus eques (leafy seadragon) is the source of this 2189-nucleotide messenger RNA. Its product is annotated as microtubule-associated protein RP/EB family member 1-like. The record is from RefSeq and is a predicted model, not a curated record. Gene Ontology annotation, biological process: protein localization to microtubule plus-end; regulation of microtubule polymerization or depolymerization; spindle assembly. Gene Ontology annotation, molecular function: microtubule plus-end binding. The coding region runs from base 164 to 940 and encodes 258 amino acids. Gene Ontology annotation, cellular component: microtubule plus-end; microtubule organizing center; spindle midzone. Lineage: Eukaryota; Metazoa; Chordata; Actinopteri; Syngnathiformes; Syngnathidae. The transcript is spliced from 7 exons.